This is a messenger RNA of Cryptomeria japonica (Japanese cedar), 1164 nucleotides long. RefSeq names its product disease resistance protein Roq1-like. The record is from RefSeq and is a predicted model, not a curated record. Gene Ontology annotation, molecular function: ADP binding. NCBI's taxonomy places the organism in Eukaryota, Viridiplantae, Streptophyta, Pinopsida, Cupressales, Cupressaceae. The transcript has 2 exons. Bases 1 to 1164 code for a protein of 387 amino acids. Gene Ontology annotation, biological process: defense response; signal transduction.
AUGGCGUCUACCUCCUCCUCUCAAGAGCGUUCUUUCAGUGAAUUUGAAAGGAAAACAUUCACUGUAUCAUAUGAUGCAUUCAUUAACCACCGAGGCCCUGACACGAAAGCUACUGUGGCUUUUGCACUUUAUGAAUCACUGGAAGAAAUGGGAUUUUGGACAUUUCUUGAUGAUCAAGAAUUACAAUUGAAAGAUUCAAUUGAGCCUGCAAUUAAAAAUGCCAUAUACUCUUCCUCUGUGCAAAUAGCCAUCUUCUCACCAGGAUAUGCGGAGUCCCUUUGGUGUCUAAAUGAGCUGGUUGACGUGUUGAAAACCAAGGCUCUGUUUAUUCCUGUAAUUUGUGAUGUGAAGCCUUCUGAUCUUCGCUACCCUGAAGGUCAACACUCUGUUUAUGCAACUGCAUUCGCUGAACAUGAAAGAAAGGGGAGAUUCAGCAAGGAGACGCUUAAUGACGGGAAACAAGCUCUCCGCUCUUCUUCACUGAUCUCUGGCUACGAAUUCAGCACAUCUAAUGAAUAUGGCUUAGUUUAUUUCGUUUCCGUUGUUUGCUUUCAAUCCAUUAUGAUUCAUAAUGUCGAGGAGCUGCGUACAAAGAUUGCCUUGGCUGUGCAAGAAAGUGUUGGAAAGAAGGGCUUCCAAAGAUAUGUGGAAGUUGCAAAACAUCAGAGAGUUCAUAAUGCAGACGCAGAAGCGUCAACAAGUAGAUCAGCGGAGGUGUACAAGAAAUCUAGCCUUCUGCCAAGAGAUUCACAUCCAGUGGGCAUGCAUUCCAAUGUUGAACACGUGGUAGGCAUGUUGGAAGACCCAGAAGCUCAGGUUAUAGCCGUCGUUGGUAUGGGCGGCUCGGGGAAGACAUUUCUUCUCCAAAAUGUCUACAAUGCCGUAAAAUCCAGGUUUGACAAUUCUAUUUGGCUUUCUAUUUCCAAAUCAUAUGCAGUCAAGAAUUUGCAACAUGAUAUAGCCUUCCGCAUAGGUUUAAAAAGUGAAGUUGUGGAUAGUGCCAUAUCUCAAGAGACAGUGGCUGAAUUAAUUCAUGACCGUCUCCAAAGGAAAAAAUCUCUUAUUGUGCUAGAUGAUCUGUGGAGUCGUGGACGUUAUCAACAGAAGAUAAUCUCUUCUAUAAACUUGGUCUGCCAGCUGAUAAAAAUUGCAAAGUUGUGGUGA